AUGGGAAUUGAAGGUCUGCGUACUUUUAAACCUGUAGAUAUGGACAAAUUUUCAACCCCGCCAGGUUUUGUAUCUCAAACAUCAUUUGUGCUGAGGAAUGUACACCGAGACAAAGAAAGUUCCAGGUCUGUGUCGGAACAAGAGCAGAUAGCUGGAUUCGGUACAGAUGAUGCAGCUAGUUUCAAGAAGUUCCUUACAAACAGACCUUGGAUUGUGCAUGCUCACACAACUCCCUUAAAGCCAAUGAAAUCUGAGGUACAUGCAAGACGGGUACCCAAAGCUUCCGAGACCAAAGCCCUUGAGGAAGCUCCCGUGUUUAACCCAACGGAAGAGGAAUUCAGUGACACGGUAUCAUAUAUAGCAAGCUUGCGUGACAGAGCUGAGCCUUAUGGAAUCUGUUGUGUUGUUCCUCCUCCUUCAUGGAAACCUCCGUGUCUUCUCGAGGAGAAAAAAGUAUGGGAGGAUUCCAGAUUUUUCACUCAAGUUCAGCUCUAUGAUGGAUAUCGAACCGAGAACCCAAUGAUUAAAAAGGAGGCUGAUGUGGAUAGUGAUGAUGCUGCAUCUGAGAAGGCUAAGUUUUGUAGAAUAGAACGCGGUCCUAGUCAUACUUUGGAGAGCUUUAAAAGCUUUGCUGAUUCAUACAAGAAGAGGCAUUUUAGCAUAAAGGAUGAGGUUUUGGGCUCCAAGAACUCAUCUCCAUCACCAAAACCAAAGGAGCCAACCACAGGAGACAUUGAAAAAGAGUACAGACAACUUGUUGAGAGUCCACUUGUUGAAAUUGGGGUGCUUUAUGGCAAUGAUCUAGACACCAGAACGUUUGGCAGUGGAUUUCCUUCACCUGGACCAUCUGAAUCUAGCAAGUACAGAACGUCAGGUUGGAAUCUGAACAAUACGGCUAAGCUUCCUGACUCUCUUCUAUCUUUUGAAGACUGCGAAUCAAUUUGUGUUCCUCGCCUAAGUGUAGGAAUGUGCCUGUCUUCCCAGUUGUGGAAAUCUGAGAAGGAGAGACUCUACUCGCUCUGCUAUUUGCAUGUGGGAGCUCCUAGAGUGUGGUAUUCUGUAGCAGGAUGUCAUCGAUCUAAGUUUAAGGCUGCCAUGCAGAGAUUAUUACCUGAGAUGUCAGGAGAACAGCUAAAGAUGGGUCAUGAUCCUGUGAUGAUGAUGUCUCCAUACGUAUUGAGCAUGGAGGGUAUACCAGUAACCCGGUGUGUCCAGAACCCUGGCCAGUAUGUUAUUAUGUUUCCAGGAUCAUAUUACUCUGCUGUAGACUGCGGCUUUAACUGUUUGGAGAAAGCAAAUUUUGCUCCCCUUGAUUGGUUGCCCCAUGGGGAUAUUUCUGUUCAGCAGAAUCAAGAGAAGAGUAGAAAAUCUUUGAUAUCGUAUGAUAAGCUAUUAUUAAGAGCUGCAACGGAAGCUGUGAAAUGCCUUAAGGAACAUAUUUUGACCACGAAAAACGCUGCAAGGGAAGCUGAGGAAAAUUCUUUGACCAAGAAAAACACAGCAGACAGUAUGAGAUGGAAAAAAGCUUGUGGUAAGGACGGGUUAUUUUCCAACAUUGUCAAGUCACGGAUCAAUCAGGAGAAAAGCAGACGUGAGUUCCUUAGCAAUUCUCUAGAAUCUAAAAGGAUGGACAAGAGUUAUGAUGCUGUGAGCAAGAGGGAAUGCUGUGUAUGUUUUGCGGAUUUGUAUCUUUCAGCUGUUCAGUGUUCAUGUUCCGCUGAUCGUUACUCGUGUCUGAGCCACAUGAGGAAGCUCUGUGCCUGUCGGUGUGACAAGAAGAGUUUUCUCUAUAGGUACACAAUCGAUGAGCUGAAUAUUCUCGUAGAUGCGUUGAUGGAUAGUAAACUCAGCCUGAUGUUCAGAUGGGGAAACAUAGAUCGAACCUACAGUGCUUCCCCGGUGGUCAUGACAAGUCCACAAACCGAAGACAAAUGCAAGAAAACGGAUGAGAUUACGCCCAGUGACAACACGAGGAAAGAUUUUGCAGCUGAAAGUAAGGAUCAGACGAAAGCUAGAGUAAAGGCGAGAUUGAUGGUUGAUAUAUUGAAUGAUGAUGAAAAGGGGCCUGUGAAAGCUUGUUCUAAGAAAUCAACCAGACCAUGCAAUUCUUCUGAGGUCAACACGGCAAAGAAACAGAAGCAGUGA
Messenger RNA from Arabis nemorensis, 2145 nucleotides. The record is from the annotation of a GenBank genome assembly. Lineage: Eukaryota; Viridiplantae; Streptophyta; Magnoliopsida; Brassicales; Brassicaceae.